Trypanosoma theileri is the source of this 948-nucleotide messenger RNA. RefSeq lists its product as uncharacterized. Lineage: Eukaryota; Euglenozoa; Kinetoplastea; Trypanosomatida; Trypanosomatidae. The annotation marks the transcript as partial. The record is from RefSeq and is a predicted model, not a curated record. The transcript has a single exon.
GUCGCCCAACUUCCUCCUAAUUGCACUGAUGGUCAAGCUGAAACUACUGGACGUACUUGUUCUCCUCCUGGACAACUUCCACCAGUACCACCACCACCACCACCUGCUGAACCUCAUGUUCCUGGUGAUCAGUCCAGUCACGGUGGGGGACAGAAUAAAGUUGAAGGUGGCGGUUCUUCAUCACGUCUUGAGGCUAAUCGUGAUACCCAUAGCGGGAGAGAGGAGUUGGGCCCUCAGGAACGUGAAGGACAUGACUCUCCAGAUAAAAGACAGGAGAAAGGGAGUCUAAACGCAGGACAGAAAACAGAAACGAACCUGGAGCAUCCGUCAAAAGAAGAGGGUCCAGAGAAUUCAAGGAGAGCUACAACAUCCUCAACACAUGAAGUGGGAAGUACAGGGACUACUAACAAUAACGAGGAUCAACAAGCAGAAGGAAAUCAUAUUCAGCCUUCUUCACAGACUUCUGAUGCAUCUGUUACAGAUUCACCGAAUUCUCAGAUCGCCCAAAGCGAUACAACGGAACAACCUCAAUCUUCUGGCAACACACAAAAUACUCAAGCUCAAAAUGCUCAGACUGAGAAUGCUAAUGCUGCUGCGAACCAUGCAGAGGUUGAAUCACCAAAGGACACUUCCAAUACAACCAGUAAUGAGACUUCAACUACACCCACUACAACUACAACACUUCCACCUGAACUCACAAACAACAAGAAGGGUGAUGCAGACAGCAGCAGCANAUUAUUAUUGCUACUCCAUUGUGUGUGUGUGUCUGUUCUUGGAGACUCUCUCUCUGUGUCUGCCUGGGCUUGCACUGUAAUGAUGAUGAUGAUGAUGAUGAUGAUGAACUGCUUUUUUGUACUGAAAAGUAAUGAAAUAAUAAUAAUAAUAAUAACAGAUGAAUUUAUAUUUAUAAUUGCGUAUAUAUACACACAUAUAGACUUACACCCAUAG